AUGCGAGUCAAUCAUUAUGUCAUGGUUUUUUGUUUGAUUUUUGGAAUCCUAGCCAAUAUUUAUGUAAUCGUAAAGCUGAACAUUGGAACUAAUCUUUUUGAAUAUCUUCAAAAAAUUCAAAUGUCCAAUAUCCAGCGGGAUACGGUACCGAAAUGUGAAAUUGAUGCCGAUCAUUUGUUGAAUUUCAUCGAAAAUCGACACUUUUUGGAGUUAGAGGAAAAGGAACAGCGAAAAAUCCCGAAAAAUCACGAAAAAACACUACAAACUAUGCUUUUUGCCUUUCCAACUGCCGGUUUAGGAAACAAGCUUUUCGAGAUCAUAUCUCUCCUCGGAAUCGCUGAUACCCUUCAAAGGACACCAGUGAUAAAUGCAACAAAUUCUGAUUAUAUAAAUGUUUUAUCAAAAAGUAUUCAGCCAAUUUUCCCAAAAUUAGUGGAGGAAUUUGACCUAAAAAUUAUUCCGAGUUUCAAAUAUUUCCAUCACAUUCGGCCGAAAAUUCGAGAAUUAUUGGCGCCAAGCAAGUUGACAGCCGUUAGAGCGGAAAUUUUGUUGCCCACGAAAUAUAGGAACGAUUUUAUAAUCUGCACGCACAUCCGCCGUGGAGACUUUCAGUACGAUGGUGUCCAUCAACCAUCCGAUGCCACGUUUACCCGAUCGGCCACCGACUUCUUAGUGGAUUACUAUAAAAAAUCUCGUCGGCGGGUUACUGUAGUGGUGUUGGGCAACGAUAUUCAUUUCGCGAAAGCCGUUUUCGAAGCUCCAUCUUCCACUUUUGGAUGGUGGUUGUCGUAUUUAUCGAAAAGGAAAUCGCAAGCGUAUUAUCGGGAUAUAACGGAGUCGAAAGAUGGGGUGCUCCGAGAAAUGCGCGAAGACGAUUUCUACCCGCCAGAAUGGAUAAAACUGAAAACCGACCAAAAAACUGGAAAAAUUCGAAAGAUUCGGUGA
Messenger RNA from Caenorhabditis briggsae, 945 nucleotides. The record is from RefSeq and is a predicted model, not a curated record. Lineage: Eukaryota; Metazoa; Nematoda; Chromadorea; Rhabditida; Rhabditidae. The transcript is spliced from 8 exons. The coding region runs from base 1 to 945 and encodes 314 amino acids.